AUGAACAACUGGAUUGCUGCUGUGAUAACACUAUGCAUUGUAAUGCAGGUGAAUGGCGCUUUGGAUUUCGAGAAAACGCGCACGGCAUAUUCUGCAAAGGCGAGUGAAAUAUCUUUACAUUUAUUCAAAUGUUGUUCAAUAACCUACUCUAUCAAUUCAUUAUGUAUAGUACAUUAACAUAGACUAUUCAAUAUUAUUGCACAGAUCUUUGGGUUCUCCUGGGAGAACUGCGGUAAGCCAGACGACCCAGCGAUUCUGAAGACCCUAGCCCUGUCCCCGGACCCCAUCACAGUUCCAGGGGACCUGACGGCCAGUGCUUCCGGGACCACAACGGUCGAGCUGGCCGCUCCCCUCGCUGUUAGUACUAAGAAUGCACCAAGGGUCUCCUCUUCAAAUGAUGAAAUUAGAUCUUGAAUGCUAUUUGAUUACCUAUGAAGUAUACUGAUUUAUUUAGGUAACUAGCAGUGGUGGGAAAAGUACCCAAUUGUCAUACUUAAGUAAAAGUAAAGAUACCUUAAUGGAAAAUUACUCAAGUAAAAGUGAAAGUCACCCAGUAAAAUACUACUUGAGUAAAAGUCUAAAAGUACUUAGUUUUAAAUAUACUUAAGUAUCAAAAGUAAAUGUAAUUACUAAAAUAUGCUUAAGUAUCAAAAGUAAAAGUACAAGUAUAAAUAAUUUCAAAUUCCUUAUAUAAAGCAAACCAGACAAAAUCAUUUUCUUGUUUUAUUAAUUUACGGAUAGCCAAGGGCACGCUCCAACACUCAGACAUCAUUUACAAACGAAGCAUGUGUUUAGUGAGUCUGCCAGAUCAGAGGCAGUAGGGAUGACCAGGGAUGUUCUCUUGAUAAGUGUGUGAAUUAGGCAAUUGUCCUGUCCUGCUAAGCAUUCAAAAUGUAAAGAGUACUUUUGAGUGUCAGGGAAAAUGUAUGGAGUAAAAAGUACAUAAUUUUCUUUAGGAAUGUAGUGAAGUAAAAGUAAAAGUUGUCAAAACAUUUAUAUAGUAAAGCAAAGUACAGAUACACCAAACAACUACUUAAGUAGUACUUUAAAGUAUUUUUACUUAAGGACUUUACACCACUGGUAGCUAGUGAAUGUGAUUAACCAACCAUUCGUUUUUUCGAGGUAGGCAUAUGGUAUUGCACGUCUUUAAUAUAUACAUACACUACCAGUCAAAAGUUUGGACACCUACUCAUUCAAGGGUUUUUCUUUAUUUUUACUAUUUUUUAUAUUGUAGAAUAAUAGUGAAGACAUCAAAACUAUGAAAUAACACAUAUGGAAUCAUGUAGUAAACCAAAAAGUGUUAAACAAUUCAAAAUAUAUUUUAUAUUUGAGAUUCUUCAAAUAGCCACCUUUUGCCUUGAUGACAGCUUUGCACACUCUUGGCAUUCUCUCAACCAGCUUCACCUGGAAUGCUUUUCCAACAGUCUUGAAGGAGUUCCCACAUAUGCUGAGUACUUGUUGGCUGCUUUUCCUUUACUCUGCGGUCCAACUCAUCCCAAACCAUCUCAAUUGGGUUGAGGUCGGGGGAUUGUGGAGGCCAGGUCAUCUGAUGCAGCACUCCAUCACUCUCCUUCUUGGUAAAAUAGCGCUUACACAGCCUGGAGGUGUGUUGGGUCAUUGUCCUGUUGAAAAACAAAUGAUAGUCCCAAUAAGCCCAAAACAGAUGGGAUGGCGUAUCACUGCAGAAUUCUGUGGUAGCCAUGCUGGUAAAGUGUGCCUUGAAUUCUAAAUAAAUCACAGACAGUGUCACCAGCAAAGCACCCCCACACCAUAACACCUCCUCCUCCAUGCUUUACGAUGGGAACUACACAUGCGUAGAUCAUCCAUUCACCCACUCCGCGUCUCACAUGGACACAGCGGUUGGAACCCAAAAUCUCCAAUUUGGACUCCAGACCAAAGGACAAAUUUCCACCGGUCUAAUGUCCAUUGCUCGUGUUUCUUGGCCCAAGCAGGUCUCUUCUUCUUAUUGGUGUCCUUUAGUAGUGGUUUCUUUGCAGCAAUUCGACCAUGAAGGCCUGAUUCACACAGUCCCCUCUGAACAGUUGAUGUUGAGAUGUGUAUGUUACUUGAACUCUGUGAAGCAUUUAUUUUGGCUGCAAUUUCUGAGACUGGUAACUCUAAUGAACUUAUCCUCUGUUGUAUAGGUAACUCUGGGUCUUCCAUUCCUGUGACGGUCCUCAUGAGAGUCAGUGUCAUCGUAGCGCUUGAUGGUUUUUGCGACUGCACUUGAAGAAACUUUAAAAGUUCUUGAAAUGUUCCUUAUUGACUGACUUAAAGUAAUGAUGGACUGUCGUUUCUCUUUGCUUAUUUGAGCUGUUAUUGCCAUAAUAUGGACUUGGUCUUUUACCAAAUAGGGCUAUCUUCUGUAUAACCCCCCCCCUACCUUGUCACAACACAACUGAUUGGCUCAAACGCAUUAAGAAGGAAAUAAAUUCCACCAAUUAACUUUUAACAAGGCACACCCGUUAAUUGAUAUGCAUUCCAGGUGACUACCUCAUGAAGCUGGUUGAGAGAAUGCCAAGAUUGUGCAAAGCUGUCAUCAAGGCAAAGGGUGGCUAUUUGAAGAAUCUCAAAUAUAAAAUAUAUUUUGAUUUGUUUAACAAUUUUUUGGUUACUAUUAGAUUCCAUUAGUGUUAUUUCAUAGUUGUGAUGUCUUCACUUUUAUUCUACAGUGUAGAAAAUAGUAAAAAUAAAGAAAAACCCUUGAAUGAGUAGGUGUGUCCAAACUUUUGACUGGUACUGUAUAUAUAGAAUGAAUAGGCUCUUCGUGGAUAAAAAUGGUCACAGUGAAAACCAGUUAUACACACUAUAGCCCUACUAAAUAAGAUACCAUCAGUUCUUCCUGAAAAACGUACCAACAGGGAAUUGAAAGCUUUUACUUAGUCAUAUCAGUCUGUAGGCCUAUUCAGACAUGUGAUAGCCUGUUCCACUUUGUCUGUGUGUGUCUAUUGUUGGCUCUGGGUGGCUCUGUGUUCUUCUGGGUGGCUCUGUGUUCUUCUGGGGGGCUCUGUGUUCUUCUGGGGGGCUCUGUGUUCUUCUGGGUGGCUCUGUGUUCUUCUGGGGGGCUCUGUGUUCUUCUGGGGGGCUCUGUGUUCUUCUGGGGGGCUCUGUGUUCUUCUGGGUGGCUAUGUGUUCUUCUGGGUGGCUCUGUGUUCUUCUGGGUGGCUCUGUGUUCUUCUGGGUGGCUCUGUGUUCUUCUGGGGGGCUCUGUGUUCUUCUGGGUGGCUCUGUGUUCUUCUGGGGGGCUCUGUGUUCUUCUGGGUGGCUCUGUGUUCUUCUGGGGGGCUCUGUGUUCUUCUGGGUGGCUCUGUGUUCUUCUGGGGGGCUCUGUGUUCUUCUGGGUGGCUCUGUGUUCUUCUGGGGGGCUCUGUGUUCUUCUGGGGGGCUCUGUGUUCUUCUGGGGGGCUCUGUGUUCUUCUGGGGGGCUCUGUGUUCUUCUGGGUGGCUCUGUGUUCUUCUGGGGGGCUCUGUGUUCUUCUGGGGGGCUCUGUGUUCUUCUGGGGGGCUCUGUGUACUUCUGGGUGCUUCUGAGUGCCUCUGGGUGCUUCUGAGUGCCUCUGGGUGCUGUGUUGUUAAACAGGUGGAAACUUGCCUGGGGGAGGUUUGUCUGACUCACUGAUCCCAUGAGCUUCAUGUGAGCAGCUCACCACAUAAACCCCUGCUUUGCUGCACUGAUGGCCCAAAUAGAUAUGAAAUGUACAGUAGACUUCCUGAUUCAAUGCUCACCCUUACAAUGCAUAGUUCACAAGAGAAGGAAUGGCAUUGGCAGUGGUGAUGGCAAUGUUCUGAUCAAGAAUGCACCAAUGUAAUAUUGUUGCAUUUUGAAAGUUCUUGCAACAGACAGCUUUCACGUACUGGACAUUCAGUUGUUCCCAACUUGUAUUGUUUUAGUUGAUGCAAUGCAAUGCAGAGAAGACUGACUUGACUGUUUUACUGGAAAUCAAUCACUUAGAUCACAGUGUCAGAUUAUUCCUUUCCUUCCAAUUGCUAUAGCCUACCCCUAAUUCUCUCUAACAAUGGUGACAUCAUUGCAAGGGAAGAAUAGAAGAGUUUCUGCUUUGCUGUAAACGACUAGGGUGCAACGUUCAAGUCAACAAUAACCUGACAUUAGACAGGUUUCUAAAACACCACAGUACUGGUCCUGUUUUCUCCUCUUCAGUAAUUUGACCAAGCUUGGCGGUACGUCUGUAAAAUACAGUUUUAUUGACAGAACCUGUGAAUUAUAUACUUUGUUUUUCAUAACAUCAAAGUUUACCGGCCCUAUUUAGGAUGCACAUUGGCCAGUCAAACGUUGUACAGUAGUCGAAUAACAGCAUUUUGUCCAUAGGUAGACGUAACCUUGUGCUGGCCUACCUGGUGGAUAGGCAUACUGUUACUGUAGCCUACUAUGUUUUUCCAGACAUCCCAGUUAACUGGCCCUAUAUAUUUCUCUCCUCUUAGGUGAACGUGACGCUGGAGAAGGAGGUGGCAGGGUUCUGGGUCAAGGUCCCAUGUCUGGAAGAGAUAGGGAGCUGCCACUACACAGACGGCUGUGACCUGCUCAACCAGCUGAUACCGCCCGGAACGGACUGUCCUGAACCUCUACACACCUACGGCAUCCCCUGCCGCUGCCCCUUUAAAGCUGUGAGUCUAUACUGUAGUUCAUAUCCUGCCGCUGUCCCUUUAAAGCUGUGAGUCUAUACUGUAGUUCAUAUCCUGCCACUGCCCCUUUAAAGCUGUGAGUCUAUACUGUAGUUCAUAUCCUGCCGCUGCCCCUUUAAAGCUGUGAGUCUAUACUGUAGUUCAUAUCCUGCCACUCUCCCUUUAAAGCUGUGAGUCUAUACUGUAGUUCAUAUCCUGCCACCUCCCCUUUAAAGCUGUGAGUCUAUACUGUAGUUCAUAUCCUGCCCUGCCCUUAAGUGGAUCUAUCUGUGUUCAAUCCUGCCCUGCCCCUUUAAAGCUGUGAGUCUAUACUGUAGUUCAUAUCCUGCCACUGCCCCUUUAAAGCUGUGAGUCUAUACUGUAGUUCAUAUCCUGCCACUGCCCCUUUAAAGCUGUGAGUCUAUACUGUAGUUCAUAUCCUCCACUCCUUGCGGCACUGCAUCGCCCCUUUAAAGCUGUGAGUCUAUACUGUAGUUCAUAUCCUGCCACUGCUCCCUUUAAAGCUGUGAGUCUAUACUGUAGUUCAUAUCCUGCCCUGUCCCUUUAAAGCUGUGAGUCUAUACUGUAGUUCAUAUCCUGCCACUCUCCCUUUAAAGCUGUGAGUCUAUACUGUAGUUUCAUAUCCUGGCCCAAUGUCCCUUUUAAAGCUGUGAGUUCUAAUACUGUAGUUCAUAUACCUGCCCCUCGUCCCUUGUAAAGCUGUGGGGGUGGGAGUCUAUACUGUAGUUCAUAUCCUGCCGCUGUCCCUUUAAACGCUUGUGGAGUCUAUACUGUUAGUUCAUAUCCAGUGCCACUCUCCCUUUAAAGCUUGUGAGUCUUUUUUUUAGUUCAUAUCACUGCCGCUGCCCUUCUAAAGUCCUGAGCCAUAACGUAGUUCAGUAUCCGCCGCUGUCCUUUAAAGCUUGUGAGUCUAUACAUGUAGUUCCAUAUCCUGACCACUGUCCCUUUAAAGCUGUGAGUCUAUACUGUAGUUCAAAUAUCCUGCCACUCCCCUUUAAAGCUGUGAGUCUAUACUGGUAGUUCACUAUCCUGCCCACUCUCCCUUUAAAGCUGUGAGUCUAUACUGUAGUUCAUAUCCUGCCACUGCCCCUUUAAAGCUGUGAGUUCUAUACGUGUUCAUAUCCGGCCACUGUCCCUUUAAAGCUGUGAGUCUAUACUGUAGUUCAUAUCCUGCCACUGCCCCUUUAAAGCUGUGAGUCUAUACUGUAGUUUCAUAUCCUGCCACUGCCCUUUAAAGCUGUGAGUCUAUACUGUAGUUCAUAUCCUGCCACUGCCCCUUUAAAGCUGUGAGUCUAUACUGUAGUUCAUAUCCUGCCACUGUCCCUUUAAAGCUGUGAGUCUAUACUGUAGUUCAUAUCCUGCCACUGCCCCUUUAAAGCUGUGAGUCUAUACUGUAGUUCAUAUCCUGCCACUCUCCCUUUAAAAGCUGUGAGUCUAUACUGUGUUCAUAUCCUGCCGCUGUCCCUUUAAAGCUGUUAAGUCGAUACUGUAGUUCAGAUCCUGCCACUGUCCCUUUAAAGCUGGUGAGUCUAUACUGUAGUUCAUAUCCUGCCACUCUCCUUAAAGCUGUGAGUCUAACUGUAGUUCAUAUCCUGCCACUGUCCCUUUAAAGUCUAUACUGUAGUUUCAUAUCCUGGCCACUGUCCCUUUAAAGCUGUGAGUCUAUACUGUAAGUUCAUAUCCUGCCGCUGUCCCUUUAAAGCUGUGGAGUCUAUACUGGUAAGUUUCAGAUACCUGCCACUCUCCCUUUAAAGCUGUGAGUCUAUACUGGUAGUUUCAUACCUGCCGCUGCCCCUUUAAAGCUGUGAGUCUAUACUGUAGUUCAUAUCCUGCCGCUGUCCCUUUAAAGCUGUGAGUCUAUACUGUAGUUCAUAUCCUGCCACUCUCCCUUUAAAGCUGUGAGUCUAUACUGUAGUUCAUAUCCUGCCACUCUCCCUUUAAAGCUGUGAGUCUAUACUGUAGUUCAUAUCCUGCCACUCUCCCUUUAAAGCUGUGAGUCUAUACUGUAGUUCAUAUCCUGCCACUCUCCCUUUAAAGCUGUGAGUCUAUACUGUAGUUCAUAUCCUGCCACUCUCCCUUUAAAGCUGUGAGUCUAUACUGUAGUUCAUAUCCUGCCACUGUCCCUUUAAAGCUGUGAGUCUAUACUGUAGUUCAUAUCCUGCCACUCUCCCUUUAAAGCUGUGAGUCUAUACUGUAGUUCAUAUCCUGCCACUGCCCCUUUAAAGCUGUGAGUCUAUACUGUAGUUCAUAUCCUGCCACUCUCCCUUUAAAGCUGUGAGUCUAUACUGUAGUUCAUAUCCUGCCACUCUCCCUUUAAAGCUGUGAGUCUAUACUGUAGUUCUGUCAAUGUUCUUCCAUUUGGUGCCUUUUGAACACAACCUUUCUACAUGGUAUGUGAUGUAGAAAGUACCUGUUACUCAGUGGUUAACGCUUAGGCUACUUCUCUCUUUCAUAUCAUGUUCAGUGCAAUGUAAUGAAUGUCCGUUGACAGCACUGUGAAUGAUUGGUAACAGAGUGCUGCUUGUUGUACAGCAGCUAGCCAAACAACAAAGUUCAAAACGUUCUCUGAAUGUUCUGAACAUUUGCACUUUAGCGUUCUCUUGCUCAGUGCUCAUUCUGUUUUUCUCCAGGAUACGUUUUUCUGUUUACUCAAUGUCUAUUGUGUUCAAAUGACCUAUUUUCUCUCUCCUAAGGGUGCAUACCUUUCUAUACAGUAAAACAUGCUUUACUCAAAGGCUGUAUCCCAAAAUGGUACUCUAUCCCUAUAUAUACUUUGACUAAGAUGCACUACCUUUGAAUAGAGCCCUAUGGGCCUUGGUCAAAAGUAGUGCACUAUAUAGGGAAUAGGGUGCCAUUUGGGACACACUAUAUAGAGAAUAGGGUGCCAUUUGGGACACAGAGAAAGUGUAUUGUUUAAACCUUUAUUUCCUGUCUGUUCUAAGGGGGUGUACACACUACCAGAGUCAGAUUUCUACCUCCCUGACAUUGACCUUCCCUACUGGCUGACCAACGGACACUACAGAGUACAGGGAGUGCUGGGAGCUGUGGGGAAAGAACUGGGCUGCCUCAAAAUCACCUUCGCUGUCCACUCUAAUAACUAA
Messenger RNA from Coregonus sp. 'balchen', 7742 nucleotides. NCBI's taxonomy places the organism in Eukaryota, Metazoa, Chordata, Actinopteri, Salmoniformes, Salmonidae. The record is from the annotation of a GenBank genome assembly.